UGGUGACUGCCGACGUCUUGACGCGGUUGGACUGCACAUGUUCGUAUUUCACAGCAGGGGUACAAACAUACUACUAGACAGUAGGUGUUGAUGGUUGAACAAAGAUUCACUUAACUCAUCAUGAGAGAUGCUCAGUGAAAUCUGCGGACGCUUUAUCUGUGGAUUAAUGGACCUUUCAGGCAGUUGAACCUCACUCUCUGGGACAGCUACCCCUCUUAGUGUCUCUGGAACUAUUUCUAGCCAUUUCAAUAUGUGGGUAUUCUCAUCAGCAGCACAUCAGCACAAACUGCUGCUUCUUUGGGGUAGGAGAUUGCACCAGCCAGUGUCAGCCUCAAGAGUGGGCUCUCAGUUUGCCUCUUACCAUAUCACAUCUACUCUCCUGUGCCCAGAGGACAGUAGCAUCAAGCCUGUGGUGAAGAAACGACACAGACACAAGCCAGUUGCAUCUGAUGGAUGGCGGGAUCAUGAGAGGUCAGUCCAGAGUAAAGUGUGGAAGACUGAGAUCCCUGUGUUGCAGACUCAAAAGCAAAGGAAGGGAGACGUCCACAGAGUAUCAUCAGAACUCAGGAAACUGUGUCUGGAGGAUUCCCCUGCGGGGAGGGAGAGGCCGGGGAUACAGAAGUUGACAUUGGAUUACAAAGCAGAGAGCCACGAGAUUGUUUUUGGCAUCGCUCCCUGUCUCUUGGCUCUGACUCAGGGCAGAAGGAAGGCCCAAAAACUGUUUGUAAAAGAUGGUGAGGUCUCUCACAGGGCCUCUGUGUUGAAGGUGUGUGAGGAGGCUUGUCGACGGGGAGUACAAGUCCAGCGGGUCAGCAAGAAGGAUCUGGACACAAUGUCUUCAGGGCGAGUACAUCAAGGAGUAUGUCUGCAAGCCAGUUCUCUGAGUUAUAUCACUGAAGACAGACACCUUACACCCAGCAGUAAAGACCCCCCUCUCUGGCUUGUCCUGGAAGGAAUUCAGGACCCGAUGAAUCUCGGUGCCAUCCUGCGCUCUGCUUAUUUCCUCGGUGUGGACAGAGUGGCCAGCAGUCUUUGCGACAGCUGUCCAUUGACUCCAGUGGUCAGCAAGGCCAGCUCAGGCGCCAUGGAGGUGCUUGGAGUGUAUGGAUAUGAAAACCUUGAAGAUAUGUUGAAGUUGAAGGUGGCACAGGGCUGGCAGGUGGUCGGCACAGUUGGAUCUGAAGCAGAGUCUCGGAUUCCUGUCACUCAGUGCUCGGCCUUUAAGAUGACUAAACCCACGUUGUUGCUGAUGGGAAGUGAGGGGGAAGGGUUGUCCCAGGAGCUGCUCUCUCUCUGCCAAACCCUGCUCACCAUCCCAGCCGGCAGAGAUUUGUUUCCCGGCAUAGAGUCUCUGAAUGUCUCUGUAGCUACCGGCAUCCUGCUGCACUCUUUGCUGUCCUCUAGGAGGUCAACCAGAUGACCCCACGCUCAGUACUGUGCAGAAGUUUUAGGUGCUAAAAGUUAAAGAUAAAAAGUAAAGUGAGGCUGCAUUGAAAGAUGAUUUAUCAAUUAGCUUCAUACAAAGUGCUGUAAAUAAUACUAAUCAGUAUUUGCUGUUACCCCAAGUAACCAAAUAUAAGUCUGACAAUAUUCUAUAUUUUUCUUAUUGUCAACAAAUCUUGUGAAAAGACACGACAACAAUGAAUCGAUCCUAUUAAUAAAUUUUGUGUGUAUUUCCUGAGCAAUAGAGCUCCAUUGUUGUCCAGACACUACCUAUUAGAACACAAUGAGCCACACUGUUGCACUGGGUGACAUGUUCCUUCAUCACCAUGAACGUACAAACUGUAGUUUAUUUUGAGUCACUCCCACAUACACAGUCAUGUUGCCUGAAAUACUCCAAAGAGCAGCAAGUAUGUAUUAAUCCACAGCUGCAAAAAGUUCCCAACAAAUGCAAGAUUUUCUGCUGUUAGAUUGAAGUUUGUUAAAAACUACAGUGCCCGGUUAUUUUAGGGAAUUACUGAGACUUAAAAAAAAUAAACCUAUGUAUUUGUGGCCUGUUUUUGAAGGUUUACAUCUUAAAAGUGCCACAAACAGGGCCCAAAAGUCAGGAUUUAUUAAGAGACUGACUACACAUUUAAUCUUCUAAUGGGAUUUGUUGACAAUGAUAAAGAUGUAGAAUACCACCAGCUCUAUCCUUUAAAAUGCUGCUCUCUAGCUCUCUUAAAACGGACACAAGAUUUAACAACCGUCUGUCCUGUCAGAAUUGUAAAAGAGAAAUUGUUUCUCACUGGGCCUUUUGUUUUGAAUAAAAUAGUACUUCAUAUUUAUUCUUGUA
Messenger RNA from Seriola aureovittata, 2275 nucleotides. It is a transcript of the gene mrm1, whose product is annotated as mitochondrial rRNA methyltransferase 1 homolog (S. cerevisiae). The record is from RefSeq and is a predicted model, not a curated record. The coding region runs from base 251 to 1420 and encodes 389 amino acids. Gene Ontology annotation, molecular function: RNA methyltransferase activity; RNA binding. Gene Ontology annotation, biological process: rRNA methylation. NCBI's taxonomy places the organism in Eukaryota, Metazoa, Chordata, Actinopteri, Carangiformes, Carangidae. Gene Ontology annotation, cellular component: mitochondrion. The transcript has a single exon.